CAUUGAGAGGAAAGACAACGAAAAGAAAAGGAUACUGAGGUGACGACCGGAAAAGAUGAAGCAAAUGGUAUUUUCGUUGGAGAUGCGAGUCGAUUCCGAUAGAAAAGGACCCUUCGUACUUCUUCUCUUUCUUCUUUUGCUUCUAAUCCUUCCCAGUAUUUAAACUCUCUCUUCAUCUUCCAUUCUUUCCUUUUCUCUUGUUUCAGUGAACCUGUUCUUCUUCUUGUCGGUUUGAGGAUUAAAGUCUUAAACUUUGAAAGCUAAAGCUUCGGAGAUAAGUUCAUCUUCGGUUGAGGGUUCUCUUUGUUUUGUGAUUAUGCCAUAGAAGUGUUGCUUAGUUAAACUGGUAUCCGAAUGCAUUAUUCAUGACUCAGGCAUCGGUUAGUCGGUGGGGGUCAUUAGCGUUUGAUUAUAAGUUUUGAUCUUACUUGGUUUAAGUUCAUUACAGUUCUUCGUUGUUGAAAUGUUCAAAAUUGUUUGUGUGUAGUGUUUUUUUGGUAAGAUUUUGGUGUAAAUAGUGGUAGAUGGGUCGAUGGUAGAUUUUCGUCGUUGUAGUUGUUGACUCCUUCGAUAUUGUGUUAUUUCAGGAGGAUCUGCUCCUGUGUUUUUUUUUGGGAUGUAUUGGUCAUCAUCAAUAAGAAAAUGAGUGUUGAGUAAAGAAAAAAGACACAGGAGAAUUCAUAAUCUGAUCAUAAGUUUGUGACCCCUGUCUUCCUCGGAUUGUGUUUUAAUAAUUAUCACUUCAUUUUAUAUUUUUUAAUCUUAAUACUUCUUAGCAAUCGGCAUUCCAGUACCAGAGGAAAAAUAUUUGUUUCUUUUGGCUUUCUGAAAGUAAAGUUGUAUACUGGAGUAAGGAGGAGGAGGAGAUUUUUGCUAUACUUGUUGAGGUGCUGGCUAAAUUCUCUGUUGGGGCCAUUGUAUCUUAUGGGAAUACCUGAUAGUUCAUUACUAGAUCUGGUAGAAAAGGUUAGAUCUUGGGUUUCUUGGCGAGCAAGUGAUCUGCAAUGUUUGUCUGACCAAUUUGAUAUGCUUAAAAGUAGCAGUCAAAUGUGUUGCAAUUGUCAAAGAAACAUCAAUGAAAUGUUCCUCAAAUACAACUGCAGAAGUUGUGGGCGUUGGUUAUGUGGGAAAUGUGUUGAAGGUUGUGAUCUUAGCAAUCUUGAAUCUGAGGACUGUGCGUUUAGGAAGACAAUCAAUUCUUGCAAAUUUUGUUCUGAUUUUAAAGGGAAGUUUAGUGAUACCCAAGAGAGUCCAAGACAAAGUCCUGAGCCACCAUCACCAUGUUUCAGUGUUGAAAGUGAAAGGACCUGUUCUCCACUGAAUAUUGAGUCAAGUAAGAGCUAUCUUCAACCCCAAGAUUAUGCAUAUGUUCCCGAUGCCGUGAUCAGCAGGUGUAUGGCCUUGUCUGGUUCUCCGCCUGCUCAAGCAACUGCUCUUCCAUCUUCACGGAGGAAUGAUGGAAAAAGGAUUGCUGAUUCUGGGAAGCAUCUUUAUAGCCCGUCAAGUACAUAUUGCCAUAGUGGUACUGAUACACAUUCUAGUGCUAGAGCUAGCCAUGUAACUUGCAACUAUAAGUGUAGGGGGUCAGAUUCUGUUGAAAGCCCCUCUAGGAUUGAUUUUGCUUCCAGUAGAGUUGGGCUUCCUGUACAGUGGGGGCAAGAAAGAAGCCCCAUUUCUCAGUACAAUGGUCCCUUUGGUGAACAAACUAUGGCUGUUUUAAGUAAGCCUGAACAAGGGACUGCAGAUUCAUAUAAUACUGAUUAUUUUUCUGAUGACUUGUCAUUUUUCUGGAGCCAGAAUGAGAAUUCUCAGAGGCCAUUGGAUUUUCAAAACAAUGACACUAUCUGGUUUCCUCCUUUGCCUGAUGAUGAAUAUGAUGAUACAGAAGAAAGUAUUUUUGCAUUUGAUGAUGAAGAUGAUGAUAUCGGUGAUUCAAGUGCCUUGUUCACAUCCAGUAGUAGUCUGUCUACUGUGUUUCCAUCAAAGGAGAAACAUAACAUAGAAAAUAAAGAACCUUUAAAAGCUGUUAUACAGGGACAUUUUAGAGCUCUAGUUUCACAGCUUUUACAAGGAGAGGGUAUUAAAGUUAGUAAGGAAAGUUGUUCCAAUGACUGGCUUGACAUUGUUGUAACAAUAGCAUGGCAGGCUGCCAACUUUGUAAGACCAGAUACCAGCAAAGGAGGCAGUAUGGAUCCUGGUGAUUAUGUAAAGGUUAAAUGUUUAGCAUCUGGAAGUCCAAGUGACAGCACCUUCAUUAAAGGAUUAGUUUGUACAAAAAGUAUAAAGCAUAAGCGCAUGACUUCACAAUAUAAAAAGCCUAGAAUACUUCUUUUAGCAGGAGCACUGGAAUAUCAGAAGGCUCCAAGUCAACUGGCUUCUUUUAAUACUUUGUUGCAGCAGGAAAAUGAUCAUAUUAAGAUGAUGAUUUCAAAAAUUGAGGCUCUUCGGCCGAACGUUUUGCUGGUAGAAAAAACUGUAGCUUCAUGUGCCCAGGAAUAUCUGCUGGCAAACGAAAUUUCACUGGUGUUGAAUGUUAAGUCAUUGCUGGAGCGUAUAGCCUGCUGCACUGGUGCUCUUAUCACUCCAUCAAUAGAUUAUUUAUCAACAGCACGAUUGGGGCACUGUGAACUAUUCAGAUUGAACAGAAUGGUAGAAGAUCAUGAGACUGCCAAUCAGUUCAACAAAAAGCCAUCCAAAACCUUUAUUUUUGAAGGUUGUCCAAGGCGUUUGGGCUGUACGGUCCUACUGAAGGGUGCAUGCCGUGCAGAACUAAAGAAAAUCAAGCAUGUGGUUAAAUAUGCAGUUUUUGCAGCUUAUCAUUUAUCUCUUGAGACAUCAUUCCGUGAUGAGGGUGCCACCCUUCCUAAAAGGAGAUCAAGACACUCCAUAGCCUUUACAGAGGGGAUUUCUGCUGACAAUGACAUAUCUAUAUUUUCUAACGCUGAUAGUGCCACUAUGUGCCAGUCAGAGGCUGAUGAUAUGGAUAGGGUGAAAGAAUUAAUGGUUCUUCAAUCAAAGAUUGAAGGAUUGGGAUCAGAAUUAGAGCAUCUUAGUGAACUUAAAUCUCCUUCUAAUGCAAGGAUGAUGGGUUAUAGUGUUGGGAAGGUACUCUCUAAUGCAUGCCAUGAUGACUUAAUAGAUAAUUUGACUAUAGAAUCAUGUUAUUUGAAUCAGAGCAAUGAAUCAGAGGGAGAUCCUAUGCCUCCUUGUUGGAGAGACUAUUGGCAACCAGAUAUGCAGAAAAGCAUGUUCAAGGUGAGGCAGCAAGGUGAAAUUAGUCAAUUGUCUAAAGAUGAAAAUGGUGAGAAAUAUGGAAAUGAACUCUCUGGUAAAUACUUUUCUGCCGCUGAUGGUAAUCAGAGCAUAUUGGUGUACUUUUCUAGCCACUGUGUGUCCAAGGGAAUGGUAUGUGAGCACACAAAGCUGCUUCGGAUAAAGUUUUAUGGUUCUGAUGACACGCCUCUUGGAAGAUAUCUUCAUGAGAAUCUUUUCAGUCAGACAUCUCACUGUCAGUCUUGUAAAGAGCCUAUGGAGGCCCACGUUCUGUGUUUGCACCAGGAAGGAAAUCUUACAAUCAAGGUUAAGCACCUUCCGUUGGCAAAAUUACCAGGGGAAAGAGAUGGCAAGAUUUGGAUGUGGCAUCGAUGCCUUAAAUGUCCUCAUAUAAAUGGAGUUCCACCAGCAACUCGAAGAGUGGUUAUGUCAGAUGCUGCCUGGGGCUUGUCUUUUGGAAAGUUCUUGGAACUUAGCCUCUCAAACAAUGCAACUGCAAAUCGAGUUGCAAUCUGUGGUCAUUCUCUGCAGAGGCAUUGCCUCCGUUUUUAUGGUUUUGGAAGCAUGGUUGCUUUCUUCCAGUAUUCCCCUAUUUAUAUUCUCUCAGUACAUCUGCCCCCAUCCGUGUUGGAAUUUAGCCAUAAUCAGGGGUGGAUAAGAAAGGAGGCAAGAGAGCUUUUGGGCAAAAUGGAAACAUUGUACGGGGAAAUAUCAGAUUUGCUUGAAUGCAUGGAGAAGCGUGUAUCUUUUGGUGCUGGGUAUGAGCUGUCUGAUACCUGUGACAUUCAUAACAACAUAGCGGAGCUCAAAGAUAUAAUUAGAGAGGAAAGAAGUGAAUAUCAUAGUCUGCUAGCAUCAGCAACUGCAGAAACCUCACAACCAAGGAAGAUGGCUUUAGACAUUCUGGAAUUAAAUCGCUUAAGACGUAACCUUCUGAUUGGUUCACAUGUUUGGGAUCAUCAGCUUUACUCUUUGGACUCUUUAAUAAAAAAGAUUUCUAGUUCCAAGUUCAAACAAGGAAAUGAAUCUUCGGCAGACUUUAGAGAUUUAAGAGUUGACUUAUGUCACAAGGAUCCCAAUUUUGACCAUGGGCCUGAGCAGUGUAGCCUUCAGCCAUCCAAUUUAACGGAAUAUCCUGAAAGUUGUAUUCUUAGACAGAUGGAUGAGCAUCGUGAUCCAGGUUCUGAAGCUUGUACAUCUCAUACAGACAGAGAACGCUUGCUUUCAGAUAUUGACUUUGUUGUCAAUAAAACAUCUUCUGAUUGUCUCCCCUCUCAGGAAUCUAAUCUUUCUGAGAAAAUAGGUUCUGCCUGGACUGGAACUGAUCAGUCUCCUUCAAAAGUUGGACCUCUUCAUGCAUUUCAAGUAGAUGGUAGUCUACAAGCUGGAAGUACCAGUCAGUCUGAAUUAAAUGAGAAGCCCCCUUUUAGAAGGUUGAUCCAGCCAGUGAGAGUUCAUUCUUUUGGUUCAGCAUUAAGAGUUCAAGAAAGAAGUCGGCGAGCCUUACCCCUCUCAUUACGGUUGUCAACACUUAGAUCUUUUCAUGCUUCUGGUGAUUACAGGGAUAUGGUUAGAGAUCCUGUUUCUAAUCCAUUGCAGACUCACUUUCAAAUGUCACCAUGGGAGGUGCAGAAGCUAAAUCUGAUGCUGAGCUCCAGACCACUAUUCAUCUCCUCUGCAUGUCAUGUGGCUGAAGGUGUGCGGUUGCUGCUUCCCCAAACACAUCAUGGUGAUAGAGUUAUUGCUGUUUAUGAUGAUGAUUACUCUAGCAUAAUAUCUUAUGCCCUUAGUUCUAGGGAAUACGAAGAUGGGGUUGCACAUAAGUUGGAUCUACAUUGUGGAAGCUUGAUUAUGCAUGAAAGAAACAGACAAUAUUCAGCUGCUUCCUUUUCAGCCCAGCAGUCUGUUGGUUCUUCAGACUUUGAGUAUAUCCAUCAUGGUGGAUAUGGGUCAGAAGAUGCUCCAUCAUCUAUUGCCUCUCUUCUAAUGGACUCCAAAAAAUCUUUACACUUGAGAAUUUCUUUUGGUGAUGAUUCUUUGGGCGCUGGAGGAAAAGUGAGCUUUUCUGUCACUUGUUAUUAUGCAAAGCAGUUUGAUUUACUUAGAAAAAUGUGCUUCCCUAAUGAAGUUGAUUUUAUACGUUCCUUGAGCCGCUGCCAUAGAUGGAGUGCACAAGGAGGAAAAAGUAAUGUAUAUUUUGCCAAGUCUUUGGAUGAUAGGUUUAUAAUUAAACAAGUCAUAAAGACAGAACUCGAUUCCUUUGAAAAAUUUGCACCUCAGUACUUUACGUACCUGAUGGAUUCCCUUAGUUCAGGAAGCCCAACUUGCCUUGCUAAAAUUCUUGGUAUCUAUCAGGUCACUGUCAAAUACCCAAAAGGUGGGAAGGAAACGAAAAUAGAUCUGAUGGUAAUGGAGAAUAUCUUCUAUAAGAGAAAUAUAUCUAAAGUAUAUGAUCUUAAGGGCUCAAAAAGAUCAAGGUACAAUACAGAAACAACUGGGACAAUGUUAGACAUGAAUUUGUUAGAAGCAUUGAGGACAAAGCCCAUAUUUCUUGGGAGCAGGGCAAAGAGACGUCUUGAGAGAGCUGUAUGGAAUGACACAGCCUUUUUGGCGUCAGUGGAUGUGAUGGAUUACUCGUUGCUGGUAGGGGUGGAUAACGAGAGGAAGGAGCUGGUGUUGGGGAUAAUAGACUUCAUGAGGCAGUACACAUGGGACAAGCAUUUGGAGACAUGGGUUAAGGCCACUGGGAUACUUGGUGGUCCUAAGGAUGCUUCUCCCACAAUUGUUUCUCCUAAACUCUACAAGAAGAGAUUCAGGAAGGCCAUGACUACCUACUUUCUCACUCUCCCUCAUCAGGGGUCAUCCUCCUCUGGCUAAUGUAUUAUAAUUCUUUUUCUGAGCUGUGUAUUGAUUCUUCAAUAAGAAUCUCAGUGUUGGGUGAGGAUAAUUGUACAUACGUGCAUGGGGAAACUUGAAGAGUGAUAAAUCCAGACUUUUGAUUUGUGUAUGAUGGGGGAAAUAAUAGCCUUGACCAGAACUUGGAACCAAGAUUGCUCAGGAUAAUUGUGCAUUUUUCUUA
Messenger RNA from Prosopis cineraria, 6352 nucleotides. RefSeq names its product putative 1-phosphatidylinositol-3-phosphate 5-kinase FAB1C. Gene Ontology annotation, biological process: phosphatidylinositol phosphate biosynthetic process. NCBI's taxonomy places the organism in Eukaryota, Viridiplantae, Streptophyta, Magnoliopsida, Fabales, Fabaceae. The record is from RefSeq and is a predicted model, not a curated record. Gene Ontology annotation, molecular function: 1-phosphatidylinositol-3-phosphate 5-kinase activity; ATP binding. Gene Ontology annotation, cellular component: endosome membrane.